AUGGUUAAAACAUCAUCAAAAAAGCGUCCUCAUGAAAGUAGUUCAAGUAGUGAUGAAUCAGAAUCUGAAAAUGAAUUUCAAGUUGAAGCUAUUGUUGAUAAACGUACAAAAGGAAAAAAAAUUCAAUAUCUUCUCAAAUGGAAAGGUUAUACUGAUGAUGAUAAUACAUGGGAAGAUAAAAAUAAUUUAAAUUGUCCAGAAUUAGUAAAAGAAUUUGAAGAAAAUUUUAAAAAGAAAACAAAUGAAAGAAAAUCAAUACGAAAAAGUGAACCAAGAUCAAAAACAAAAUCAAACAAAAAAGCAAAAUUAGAUGAAUCAUUUGAAGAUGAUGAAAUCGAUGAAGAUUCAUCAAUGAAUAAAGAUAAAGAUAUUUAUUCAAAUGAAAAUGAUGAUGAUCAUUCUCAAGUAGAUGUUACAUAUCAUAGUCCUGCAUCAAUUUUAUCAAAUGGUAAUGAUACAUCAAACAAAUCUCCUAUUAGAUCUAUUUCUAAAAGUGAAAGUAUGAAUGGUGAUAUAAAUGAAGAAAACAAGAAUUCGAAUAAUGAAACAAUAACUAGUGAAGAUAAUAAUAAUAGUAUUGAAUUAUUAAAUAAAUCUUCACCAAUAAAAGAAAAUCUAUUAAAUGAACAAUCAAAUGAACCACCUGUUAAUCUUCGUCUUCGUAUAACACCAAGUUCAGCAUCAUCAAUAUCAUUAACACUUAAUGAUAGUGAUAAUAAUAAUAAUACAAAUGAUAAAUCAAUUAUUAUAAAUAAUGAACAAGAACAAGAACAACAAGAUAUUAUAAAUAAUGAUGAUGAAGAAACAAUUGAAAAAAUUGAAGGUGUUAAAAAUGAUCAAGAUGGAAUAUCAUUUAGAAUUAAAUUAAUUGGACAAAAUGAUACACAAUGGAUAUCAGCAAAAAUUGCUAAUAGAAAAUAUCCACAAGCUGUUAUUGCUUUUUGGGAAAGUCAUGUUGAAUUUACAUGA
Rotaria sordida is the source of this 969-nucleotide messenger RNA. Lineage: Eukaryota; Metazoa; Rotifera; Eurotatoria; Philodinida; Philodinidae. The record is from the annotation of a GenBank genome assembly.